Molecule: messenger RNA, 1425 nt
Organism: Rubroshorea leprosula
Lineage: Eukaryota; Viridiplantae; Streptophyta; Magnoliopsida; Malvales; Dipterocarpaceae
Source: the annotation of a GenBank genome assembly
AUAUCUUCUCUAGCUUGGCGCCCACCUACGGAAAAUCGGCACCGAGGCAGUUUCCGAUCUGUUUUGUCAUCUUCUCGGGUGCUGUAACUAAUUAAUUCUUGUUUAAGGUAGAAGAUCACCAUGGCUGCUUCGGAAGAGAAUAGUGCAUUGUUUCCAAUUUUCAUUUUGACGAUAAUGGCACUGCCUUUAGUUCCUUAUACAAUACUUAAGUUAUGCCGAGCAGCAUCAAAAAAAACAAAGAGCAUACAUUGUCAGUGCAUGGAAUGCUCCCAUUCGGGGAAGUACCGUAAGUCCAUAUUUAAAAGGAUCUCGAAUUUCUCAACAUAUAGUAACUUGACUCUAGUGCUGCUCUGGGUUGUCAUGAUAUUCCUGGUUUAUUAUAUUAAAAACAUGAGUCGUGAGAUUCAAGUAUUUGAGCCAUUCAGUAUACUUGGAUUGGAGCCUGGAUCUUCAGAUUCAGAAAUAAAGAAGGCCUAUAGGAGACUCUCUAUUCAAUACCAUCCAGAUAAAAAUCCAGACCCAGAGGCUCAUAACUACUUUGUGGAGUACAUAUCCAAGGCUUAUCAGGCUCUCACCGAUCCAAUAUCACGUGAAAAUUUUGAGAAAUAUGGUCACCCAGAUGGAAGACAGGGGUUUCAAAUGGGUAUUGCUCUUCCUCAGUUCCUGUUAGACAUUGAUGGGGCAUCUGGUGGCAUACUUCUACUCUGGAUUGUUGGUGUUUGUAUUCUGUUACCAUUGGUGAUAGCUGUCAUAUAUCUUUCGAGGUCAUCAAAGUAUACUGGAAAUUAUGUUAUGCAUCACACAUUGUCCACCUAUUAUUACUUCAUGAAACCCUCUCUAGCCCCAAGCAAAGUUAUGGAAGUCUUCACUAAGGCAGCUGAAUAUAUGGAAAUUCCAGUUCGCAGGACUGAUGAUGAACCUCUUCAGAAGCUAUUCAUGUCGGUCAGGAGUGAGUUGAAUCUGGACCUUAAAAACAUUAAGCAAGAGCAAGCUAAGUUUUGGAAGCAACACCCUGCUAUAGUGAAGACAGAGUUGUUGAUUCAGGCCCAAUUAACUCGUGAAUUGUCAACAUUGUCUCCUGCUUUGCUGGGUGAUUUCAAGCGUGUGCUAGAGCUUGCACCUCGCCUCCUUGAAGAAUUACUAAAGAUGGCAGUUAUACCACGUACUGCCCAAGGGCAUGGAUGGCUGAGGCCAGCAAUAGGGGUUGUUGAGCUUUCUCAAUGUAUCAUUCAGGCUGUUCCUCUCAGUGCAAGGAAGGCCACUGGUGGAUCCACUGAAGGAAAUGCACCCUUCUUGCAGCUGCCACAUUUUAGUGAGUCAGUCAUCAAAAAGAUAGCUCGCAAGAAGGUCAGAACAUUUCAAGAGUUUCAAGACAUGAACCCACAGGAUCGUAUCUGAAAUAUCAAAGAAACCAGAGUCAUUCUA